UAACUGCAUGCAAGCGGCUGAUUGCAGACUGCGUCGACCGUCGGAACGGAUAGCUUCCUGUACAGUUCCCGUGCUAUUAAGUAGUAUUACAAUUCAAUUCAGAGAAUUUGGAAUCGGAGUGACUUGUGAACGCUAUCGUGAUGAUGAAGACGUUCUUAAUUUCUGCCGCAGUGCUUGUUUUUCUUUUCGGCGUCAGUGAUGCCGAAAAUUGCACAGGCUUUCCUGAAGACCUGAUCGGAAUAUGGACAUCAUCCGGAGACUCCGAUAUGAUAAACGGCAAAUACGAUAUCAAUGCAGAGAACAUGACGCGCAUGGAUGGAGGAGAGAGUUCACAAUUCCAGUGUCUGUUAUUUGAAGAUAAUACAUACGUUCUUAAAAAAAUUGGCGGAAAUGACAAACAGUACAUGUGCCUGGCCUAUAAGAAGAUCAACGACAACGCCCUCAUGACCUACACGAAGAAUGCGAAUAGUGACGACACGCCCUCAAGCGUUGGAGAUAUAUGUGACGAGGAUUUAAUGAAGUAUCCCAAACCUGGCAAUAUGCUGUACGCGGACUCGUUGGCCGCGGUGGAGUGCUCGCUAAUUGGCAAAUUUCAGUUCGACACCGAAGACUGCGCCAACAAGACGUACACUCUGGAAGCAUGUAGCGGCGACUUCACGUCGAUGACUUUCUUUGCUGCCUGCGAUGGCUUGCAAAAUCCAUUUGCAAACGGUAGCAUGGAUUGUCUGGGUAGCUGGGAUGGUGAGGAUGGGUUGAAGUACGCGUUCGUAAAGACUGCAUCUAUCGCAGACACAGACACUGAAUGGACUGGUAAAUUUGCUUGCAUGGUGAGUGUCUUACAACCAAUCUUUAUUUUGACCAGAGUUGACAUUGUAUCGUAA
Messenger RNA from Saccoglossus kowalevskii, 881 nucleotides. RefSeq lists its product as uncharacterized. Lineage: Eukaryota; Metazoa; Hemichordata; Enteropneusta; Harrimaniidae. The record is from RefSeq and is a predicted model, not a curated record.